Molecule: messenger RNA, 703 nt
Organism: Rubroshorea leprosula
Lineage: Eukaryota; Viridiplantae; Streptophyta; Magnoliopsida; Malvales; Dipterocarpaceae
Source: the annotation of a GenBank genome assembly
ACGUAUCAAAAUCAUAUGGAAAAGUUGAAGAUAUUUUUUGUUGUUGUUUUGUAAAAGAGGAUUGUCACAAAGAUGAAGACAUUCAACAGCAACAAUCCGGAGAGGAAGAUGCUCUAUUCUGCAGAUUGUGCAAUGCCGAGCAGCGUUUACUUGUCUAGUAGUAAUGUGAGCGGAAGAAGCAAUCCAAUAAGCAUUGAUCAAGGGUUUCCCAGCAGAAAUGCUAGGGCAGAUACAUCAAGAUUGUCUCCUUCCAAGAGCACAUACCCUCCAAGCCUCGCGAGCAGAGAUGACAUGGAAUCAUGUGUUCACAGUGUUGAUAUCAUACAAGAACACAUCCAGUUGCCCAAGAAAACUCAAAAACUUCAGUAUUUUGGGAUCCAGAGCUGGGGAUUUUCUCUUCUUCGUCCAGAAGUUCCAGCGCUUCACAAGUUCCUGGAACAGAACUUCUCUAUACUGGGUAGAGCGCAGAGGAGAGGCCAGCUGCCUGUGUUUGCUCCUAGUGAUCCUCAUCAAAACCAGUUAUCUUCUUAAUUUCCUUGACACCACAAACACUGAUUUAGUUCCUCUCAGGUGAUAAAGAGCUAGUAUAUUUUUUCUGGGUGAAAUUUUCUUUGAAGUUGUUUCCCUUCUUCUUCAGCUUAUGAAUACAUGACCCAUGAAUCAUGAUAUUGCUGAUAAAGGAAAAUACAGUGCAGAAAUCUAA